Theobroma cacao (cacao) is the source of this 861-nucleotide messenger RNA. RefSeq lists its product as uncharacterized. NCBI's taxonomy places the organism in Eukaryota, Viridiplantae, Streptophyta, Magnoliopsida, Malvales, Malvaceae. The record is from RefSeq and is a predicted model, not a curated record. Gene Ontology annotation, biological process: embryo development ending in seed dormancy.
AUCAGUGAGCACUGUUUUUAGACUUAAACCCUAAACCCCGUUAGCUUUGGAGAGAAGAAAUAAGAGUAGUAGAAAGAUGCAGUCAAUGAAGGAAACAGCUGCCAAUGCAGGGGCCUCUGCUGAGGCUGGCUUGGAGAAGGCCAAGGCCUCCGUGCAGGAAAAGACCAUAAACCCUAAUGAGAAAGAGAUGGCGAGAGAGAGGAAGGAAGAGAGAAAAGAACUUGCAGAGCAGAUGAAACAAGAGGCCCGGGAUCAAACCGCAACAGCUAGGCAAGCUGGUGGUGGCUACACCACGGGUGGCGGGUACAAUAGAGGCGACGCUCGUGGCUACACUGCCACGGGUACUGGCAAUGACGCGGGCAGGAAUGUUGGCUUCGGUGACAACGUUGGCUAUGAUGGCAAUGUUGGCUAUGCUGGAGACACAACAGGUGGUUACGCUUAUUCGACAACUGGGAGCCAAGAUUACCGAAGUGGGGAAUACGAGGGUAGGAACUGGGAGGAGCGGGAGCCUAACAAUGCUGCAGGGACGACUAGAAGGAACACCCGCUUGGCUGGGGAUGAUCCAUAUGGACCCUAAUGGGUGAGUUUUUGUGCUCUGAAUGAAGACUUAGAAAGUCAGUUUGUGCUUUGUCGUAUGGGAGUUGGACGUUGUUUGGUUUUCCCUGUUUUUCUUUUGUUGGUAAGUAGAGAGUCAAGAGUCAAGGAUGUGUUUUCAGCUUGGUUUUCUUUUUUUUCUCAUUUUGGGUUCCUCCUGUUGUUGAGGCUGAAUGUAAUGUCUUCUUUCAGAGCAGUUAUAUAUACAUAUAUAUAUAUAUAAAUCAAUAAAGUUGGGAAUAAUUAGAAAAAAAAACACGUUUCAGU